CCUGCUUCCGCUUCCAUCGGACCCAUUGCACCACGGUCAAGUGCCCCGCCUCCUCCAGUUGAGAAGGAGCAGAGUAUUAAGUACAUGCGCUCUCAAGAGGAGUCUAAUCCCGCACAAGCCUUUGCGGGUCAUCUCCAGCAGCCCGCACAGCCGCAACCAGCCGGCGGUCAGCAGCAGCAGGGACAGCAGCACCCGCAGGGUCCCGGACAGCAGCAACCCUUUGGCGGGAAGGCACCUCGUGGACGCGGUCAGCGGGGUGGCCACGGAGGUCGUGGUCAGCAUGGACGUGGUGGACGUGGUCAGCGGGGCCGCAGUUAUGGUCAGUAUCAGCUUGGUCAUGCUUAUGCUCCACACUUUGGAUAUGGUUAUCCUCCAUCGGGCUACUUUCCAGGGGGUGCACCGCAUGCUGGCAUUCUUGGGGCUCCAGGUUCAGCGGGUAUGUCUGUUCAGUCAAAUUUUUAUACUUAUGCCUUAUCUACUUUUUCUACUAACCAUGGCUAUGCAGGCUCUUCCCCAGUAGAGGGAAACUCAGUCCCUCCUCCGGUAGUUUGUCAAAUUUGCUAUGCUCCAGGUCAUCCAGCCUCCACCUGUCCCUCUCGUUUUGUUCAGCCGACUGCUCCUGCUCUUGGUGCUCAGACUCCUGAUGCUUCUAAUUUGGUUUGGUAUCCUGAUUCAGGUGCCUCAGCACACAUGACUCCUCAUUCACGUAUUUUGUCACAUAAAUCCUUUUCUCUAAAC
This is a messenger RNA of Cuscuta europaea, 738 nucleotides long. The record is from the annotation of a GenBank genome assembly. NCBI's taxonomy places the organism in Eukaryota, Viridiplantae, Streptophyta, Magnoliopsida, Solanales, Convolvulaceae.